AUGGCUCUGAAGCCAUCUGCUUCCAUGCCAAAACCCUCCAAUAUUCUCUCUCUCAUCUUUCUCUCUCUAACCCUCCUAUUCCUAACCUUUACUUUCCGGUCCCAAAAAAAUCUUCAACUCCAAAAUGAGACCCAACCCCAAGACACAACUUCGCAUUUGAAAGCACAAAAACCCAGAUGGUACAACGUUGUAAAACAAGAAAUCGAGAGCAAAAAAAUCAAGAUUGGCUUAGUUAACAUGGAUGACGAAGUCACAACAGAAAAUGAAGCACUGCAUGGAUUAGCAGACUCAUUAACAACAGUAGUUUUCGAUCGUGUGGCAGAGAAUCAUCGGUGGGAAGACUUCUUCCCUGCAUGGAUUGAUGAAGAUGAGAAAUGGCAUGCUCCCAAGUGUCCCGAUAUUCCGAUGCCGCCACAGUUGGGAGACUACGGGGAGCUGGACGUCGUGGUGGCUAGGGUUCCAUGUGGGAGAGGUUUGGAGAGAGAAGGUGUUAGGGAUGUGUUUAGGUUACAGGUAAAUCUGGUGGUUGCUAAUCUGGUGACUAGGAGUGGAUCAUGGGAAAGUCAUGAUCAUGAGAUUGAUCGGACGGUGUAUGUUGUGUUUAUAGGGUCUUGUGGGCCCAUGUGGGAGAUUUUCAGGUGUGAUGAUUUAUUGUGGCAUGAAGGGGAUUAUUGGGUUUAUAAACCUGAUUUGAAAAGAUUGAAACAGAAGAUGGUCAUGCCUGUUGGGACAUGCCAGAUUACUCUUCCUUAUGCAGGGCCAACUCGAGAAGUGUGGAGAAAGAAUGUUGCUGGCUCAAUUGCAAAUAACAUUCUCUACAAAAGAAAAGAGGCCUAUGUGACUAUCCUCCAUUCCUCAGAAGCCUAUGUUUGUGGUGCAAUAGCUUUAGCCCAAAGCAUCAUCCAAACCAACUCCACAAAAGACCUAGUCCUUCUAGCUGAUGACUCCAUUCCUGCAAAGUCCCUGCAAGGUCUCAAAGCUGCAGGAUGGAAAAUCAAGCGCAUUCAACGCAUACGAAGCCCACAAGCAAAGAAAGAUGCAUACAAUGAAUGGAACUAUAGCAAGCUCCAAAUGUGGAGACUCAUCGAGUACGAUAAACUCAUCUUUGUAGACGCAGAUCUCUUGGUUCUUAGAAACAUGGACGAAUUCUUCAUUUACCCACAAUUAUCCGCGGUUGGAAAUGACAAGUUCUUGUUCAAUUCCGGGGUGAUGGUAGUUGAGCCAUCAGAGCGUACAUUCCAAACCUUGAUGAAAAAUCGGUUUGCAGUGGAUUCGUACAAUGGUGGGGAUCAGGGUUUUCUUAAUGAAAUGUUUACAUGGUGGCACCGGUUGCCUUCACGGUUAAAUCGUCUCAAGAUCUUCCUAAGUAGAGUGCAAAACACUGAACACGAAGUCCCAAAUGAUGUGUACGCGAUACAUUACUUAGGUUUGAAGCCAUGGAUGUGCUAUAAGGACUAUGAUUGUAAUUGGGAUAUGUUUGAUCACCAGCAUUUUGCUAGUGACUCUGCUCACAGGAGGUGGUGGCAAGUUUAUGAAGCCAUGCCGAGGAAGCUGAGACAAUACUGUGCUCUAACGAAACGUAUGAAUGCAAGAAUACAGAAGUGGAGGGAGAGAGCUAAGAAUGCUAGAUUGUCUGAUGGGCAUUGGAAGAUCAAGGUGCAAGAUCCUAGACAGCAUUGCUAGUUAUGAUUUUAUUUUAUUUUAUUUUAUUUUUAUUUUAGUUUUUCUGGAAAUUCAAGCAAUUUGUAUAAAUUUAAGUAAUAGCUAGCUGCAGUGUUCCAUUGCUUAUGAAGUUUGUAACACGGUAAACAAUGUUUCCUGAAAUCGUCAAUAGUGUUCUCAAGAAGGAAUCAUAAAACACAUUACUGAUUACACAGAAUUAUUUACACACAUAACUAGUAUAUUAUAGUUUUUGCAUUGCUUAUAUAUAUGCUA
Messenger RNA from Cornus florida, 1935 nucleotides. RefSeq names its product putative UDP-glucuronate:xylan alpha-glucuronosyltransferase 4. Bases 1 to 1683 code for a protein of 560 amino acids. Gene Ontology annotation, molecular function: glycosyltransferase activity. The record is from RefSeq and is a predicted model, not a curated record. The transcript is spliced from 2 exons. Gene Ontology annotation, biological process: xylan biosynthetic process. NCBI's taxonomy places the organism in Eukaryota, Viridiplantae, Streptophyta, Magnoliopsida, Cornales, Cornaceae.